Priapulus caudatus is the source of this 984-nucleotide messenger RNA. RefSeq names its product melatonin receptor type 1C-like. The record is from RefSeq and is a predicted model, not a curated record. Gene Ontology annotation, biological process: G protein-coupled receptor signaling pathway. Gene Ontology annotation, cellular component: membrane. The annotation marks the transcript as partial. Gene Ontology annotation, molecular function: G protein-coupled receptor activity. The transcript has 5 exons. Lineage: Eukaryota; Metazoa; Priapulida; Priapulimorpha; Priapulimorphida; Priapulidae.
UAUGACUGCGUUCGGAAACAAUUUGGCAAUAUAAUGGUCAUAAUGGCCAUCUUAAAGGAGAAAAAGUUAAGGUCGACGGGAAAUAUGUUCGUCGUAAACCUCACGAUUUCCGACCUUGGAAUCUCUAUGUUCGUGGACCCAAUGGCUAUAGUUGGUAUCGCCGGAGGGUACGAAUUCUUCUACAAUAAAACGCCUCUAUGCGUUACCAUCGCUACAGUGUGUUUGGUCUGUUGCAUUGCCUCACUGCUCAAUAUUACGGCUAUCUCCGUAAAUAGGUACGUUGUCAUGUGCCACACCGCGAUCUACAACACCAUUUUCACUUGGCCAUCCACGUUCGUCUACUGCGGUCUGAUAUGGAUUGCUAGCAUACUGAUCGAAAUUCCUACGCACUUUGGCUGGGGUAACAACAAGUACGACUUCAAGGGAUUGGCCUGCCUCUAUGAUCGCACCUACGAUGUUUCCUACACGGCAUUCUUCGCUAUUUCGUCCAUCGUAAUUCCUCUCUUCAUCGUCAUCUUCUGCUACACGCGGAUCUAUUUUUUCGUGCGCAAUUCUCGGCGGCGUAUCGCGGCUAGCGCGCCCGACGCGCUAAUGUCGCAGCAGCGGACGCGCGACGAACUAAAACUGGCCAAAACGCUUUUCGUCACCUGCUUCGUAUUUUUCAUCUUCUGGGGAAUGUACGGCAUCACGGUCGUGUUCGGAAAUGCGUGGCCGAUGGAAUGGCACGCGCUCUCCCUACAGAUAGCACACUCGAGCUACUGGUCGAGAACCGCUCGUCGUGGGUUCGCGCGCCACAGCGGGAUGGCGGCAGCAGUGGCCACUAACACAUCAACGGUAGCGACCAGCGGCAACGAAACCGAAGAUGGCUGGGAGACUAGGAUGGUCGAGUUUCUCAAACCGUUGGCUGAAUAUCCGGGGUUUUGUUGGUUUCUAGUCGUAUUACUGACGGCUAUGACUGCGUUCGGAACAUUUGGCAAUAUAAUG